Messenger RNA from Lacerta agilis (Sand lizard), 1103 nucleotides. RefSeq names its product protein phosphatase 1 regulatory subunit 7-like. The record is from RefSeq and is a predicted model, not a curated record. NCBI's taxonomy places the organism in Eukaryota, Metazoa, Chordata, Lepidosauria, Squamata, Lacertidae. Gene Ontology annotation, molecular function: protein binding.
AUGGAAAGCAUUAUGGCGAUGUUGGUAGCUGAGACAGAAAGCAGGGAGGGCACACAGGAGAUGAUGGAGGUUGAGAGGAGGAUUGAGUCUGAAGAGUUGGGAGAUGAUGGAGGGAAGAAGCAAACGGUUUGCAUAGUACAGAGUUUGAGGGAUGAACAGAAUGGCGAGAAUGCAACAGCUGAAGCCGAGACGCCAGUGGAUAUGGAGACGAUUAGCCUGGAUCCGGAAGCAGAGGAUGUUGAUCUGAAUCACUUCCGAAUUGGCAAGAUUGAAGUGUUUGAGGUGCUCAAGAAAGUGAAGACUCUUUGUCUCCGUCAGAACUUGAUUAAGUGCAUUGAAGUAAUUGAGUUGCAAAGUCUCAAACUGGAUCUCUAUGACAAUCAGAUUCGAAAGAUUGAGAACUUGGAGGCCCUGACAGAACUUGAGGUCCUGGAUAUUUCGUUUAACAUUCUACGACACAUUGAGGGGCUGGACCAGCUCACCCAGUUAAAGAAACUCUUCCUUGUGAACAAUAAAAUCAGCAAAAUUGGGAAUCUAAGCAACUUACAGCAAUUACAGAUGUUAGAGCUGGGAUCUAAUCGAAUCAGGGCAAUUCAGAAUAUCGAUACGUUCACUAAUCUGGACAGCAUGUUUCUGGGAAAGAACAAAAUCACCAAGCUUCAGAACCUGGAUGCAUUGACAAACUUAACAGUGCUUAGUAUACAGAGCAACCGGUUGUCCAAGAUUGAAGGGCUGCAGAAUUUGGGGAACUUGAGGGAGCUGUACCUUAGCCAUAAUGGCAUAGAAGUCAUUGAAGGGCUGGAAAACAAUAAUAAAUUGACAAUGCUGGACAUUGCGGCCAACAGGAUCAAAAAGAUUGAAAAUUACCCAUCUAACGGGGAGCUCCAAGAAUUUUGGAUGAACGAUAACCUCAUUGAGUGUUGGAGCGACUUGGAUGAGCUGAAAGGAGCCAAGAACUUGGAAACAGUAUACCUGGAGCGAAACCCAUUGCAAAAAGAUCCCCAGUACCAGUGCAAAAUCAUGCUGGCCCUUCCAUCUUUCCAGCAGAUUGAUGCCACCUUUGUCCUGUUCUGAACCCUCUCCAGUCCCUUACCUUCUCCCUC